Messenger RNA from Acaulospora morrowiae, 298 nucleotides. The record is from the annotation of a GenBank genome assembly. Lineage: Eukaryota; Fungi; Glomeromycota; Glomeromycetes; Diversisporales; Acaulosporaceae.
GUUAUUUUGGCUUAUCCAUUUUUGGUAACAUACCCACGAUCUUAUAUAGGGCGCGCUUUCGAAUUUUCCCGCGUGUUCACAUAUAAAUGGACUGUAAAUUGGAAAUUUUUUGAUGAAGAGACAUUUUUAGAUACAGGAUUCGCCAAUGUUCUCCUGAUUGGACAUGGUUUCGUUUUGGUGACCUUCCUAUUUAGAAGAUGGUGUCGUAAAGAUGGCGGUGUUCUUCCUUUGCUAUUUCGCGGUUUUUUUUGGAAGCGCGAAGACAUUUUUCGACAAUCAAAGGCUGUUACGGCCGAUC